Messenger RNA from Oncorhynchus nerka (sockeye salmon), 11287 nucleotides. Its product is annotated as BAH and coiled-coil domain-containing protein 1-like. The record is from RefSeq and is a predicted model, not a curated record. NCBI's taxonomy places the organism in Eukaryota, Metazoa, Chordata, Actinopteri, Salmoniformes, Salmonidae. Gene Ontology annotation, molecular function: chromatin binding.
UUUCCUCUGGAUUUGGGAUUUAUUGCUUCUCGACAGAAUGGAAAGCCGGGAUUUCGCUCCUCCACACCACCUCUUGACAGAGCGGGGCGCGCUGGUUCACCACGCCUCCUCUCGGAUAGCUUCUGGCGGCCGAGGCACGGUGCAGCACCCCGCUCACUUCCAGCCUGGAAAGUACUAUUCCUCUCACAUCGCCAUGGCCCCACAUUCAGGUGGUUCGUUCAUGGGCUCGUUUCUGGCCAACAGUUUGGGCUCUCCCCCGUCUCACCCUGCCUCCCCUUCCUCCCCCUCCUACAGGGGAGGACCUCACUCCAGCGCCUCCCCCAUCUGGUUCCCUCACUCACAUGAAGGGUAUCCCCGGUAUUCAGGUCUGACUUCCCCCUUUCUUCCCAUGAGCUCCUUGGAUCACCAUAGCAACAGCAGCAUUCUCUACGGACAGCACCGCUUCUACGACACUCAGAAAGAUCAUUUCUACUUGCGAAGCCUGACGUCCCAGUCCCCUCUUCUCUCAACCAAUCACAGCCUUCCGCCACUGUCUAGGACUGCCCCCGGACAUCCUCUGGGGUCCUGCAGCAGAGAAACAGACUCUGGGGGAGGGGGAGGUGGAGGGGGUCUCCAAAAGAGCUCCAAGGAACUGGGGAUGGUGGAAAAGAGUGUGUCGAAAGAGAGAUCCAUCAGCAAAGAGAGACACCAGGAGAGCAAAGAGAGACAUCAUCAUCAACACCAUCAAGAUCCGCGUCAUCCGUUCUCUCAACCCCACUCCCUCCCCACUCACAUGGGUGAGGAGGACCACAGACACAAAACCCCCAACCUGCCCACAGAAUACAGGGACGACCCCGCAAACCAGGGCUCCAAACACAACUGUGCUCAACUUAGCAAACUAUCCAACGGAGACUCUGUGUCCAAGGACGGGUCCCUGAACAGCUGUGGGAGUGGAGGGGGUAGCAGACCCCAGGGGAGUGGUAGUGGGGGGACGAGGCGAUGCUCCAAGGAAGGGCGGGUGAGCGGGGAGAUGAGGAUAAGCGAAACUCUCCCCUCCUCCUCGUCAGACUGUCUGCGUCGAGCAGCCAUGAUGGGACCCCACAACCCCCAUGCCAUGGCUUCCUACUCCAUGCCCCCGCCCCCUCCUCCACCCCUACACAUGGGCCCUGCUGUGGGAGGGGGCUGGCUGCACCACCCCCAUCACCCCCAUCACCCUCACCCUGAGUUCUACUGCCCCCCUGCCCCCGCCCCACUCACCCUCACCCAUCCUAAAGACAGAGUAUCCGGGAGGGAGGUAAAAGUCUCUGGCCCAACGUACAUCCCCUCAGUCGGGCCUUUAGGGGACAUGGGGUCCCCUGACUGCCAUGGUGCUGGAGGAGGAGGAGGAGGAGAUAAGGGUGGAAAAGGGGCAGAGAACAGCGGAGGGGGAGGAGGAGGAUCUAGUGAAAGUCUUCCUUCUCUUCAUCCUCGUCCUGAUCGUCCUCAGUCUAGUAGCUGCCAGAGGAAGCCACCGUCCCAGACGCAGCAGCCACAGCCACAGCAGCAGCUGGGCUACUGCAAGGCAGACAAGCCCCCGGACUGGAACCAGAACCAGAACCACAACUACAACCAACACCACAGCCAGAACACCCAGCCCAACUCCCAGCCUCAGCCACAUAACCCUAACCGCCAGUCUGGGCCUCACUCUUGCAGCCUAGAGGCUUCUUCCUCCAGGGGAGACCUGGAGGUCCUAGAGGUCUACUGGGCCUCCCUGCCUCUGGAAGCCCAGAGUGCUCACCCCAGGCCUGGGCACCAAGCCACCAAGACUGGGCCCAACGCCAGCACCCCGCCCUUCCGGGACUGUUCACACUCAGGUCCUCCUGAUGGAAAGGGGGGGUUGGGGGGGAGUGGAGGUGCCCAGAGAGAGGGACAGAAGGUUGCUAGGAUACUGCACCAGCGGCACAGUAGUCAUGGAAGCGGGUCGGGUUCUGAUGGAUCAGGGACUGAGAGGGGGAGAGAGGGGGGGAAGCAGAAUCAGAAGAGUGAGGGUGUUGUCAUGGGGUACAGGGGUCAAACUCCCCCCACGCUGCACCCCUGGGGGAUACCGAGGGGUCCCCAAGAAGACGAGAGGAGGAUCUCCCCAUACACAGAGUCCUACCCAGAUAACAAGACUCAAAACCACCACGAUCAACAGCACUGUAAGACAGCACCUCAUCCCUCCUCCCACUCCUCCCCCCCAGAAGGAGAGAGCAGCGCCAUGAAGAACCUGAUGAACUACAGUUCCCAGCAGCCAUUGAUGCUCUCCCAGAGGAGUCUCUUCGGGGGGCUGGGCUGCCUGAAGCCGGGGGGCGAGAAGGGGGGUAGAUCCAGCACCCCUCAGGAGCCCCCCAAACAGCCCCUACCACCCAGGAGAGGGUCCACCAGCGAGGGAGAGAGGAUGGAUGGAGGGGGGAGAGGUAGAAGGGAGGCGGGGGAGACACACGGGGAGGGGGAGGUACGACAGCCACCUGUGGGUAUAGCUGUGGCGGUCGCCCGGCAGAGAGAGCCCCCCCAACACCCAUCAGACACCCCCCCAGGACACAGCCGACAGGGCAGGGUGCUGCCCAGUGUGAAAGGUGUGUCUCGGUCUGUGUACCCGCUGGGCCGGGAGGCAGAAGAGAGGAAGAGGAUGACUGAGGAGCAGCUCAGCCUUCAUCACCUUGACCGAGACAGAGAACUCCUCAUCAGGGAAAGCCAGGAGAGAGUGGAGUUUGCCAGGAUCCACCCAUCCAGCAGUUGCCAUGGUGACCUGACCUCUCACCUUCUGGUGCCUGGCGGGGCCAGCCAAUUAGGUGGAGACCCUUCUGCUCACUCCCACCACCAUUGGAUGCAGCGGACUGGAAGUCCCUCCCUCUGGAUGGGCCAUUCAUAUGGUCUGAGCCAUGCUGCGCUGCACCAGAGUUUGGGCCCAGGGUUCGGCCCUGGCCUGCCUCUGUCCCAGGACCCCUCUGGCUCCCUGGUGGUCCUGCCCUCUGAGCCUGCACACCACCACCUGGAUGUGAUGGAGCAGUCAGCUCUGUGGCCCUCGGUCUAUGGAGCCCGAGGCCUGUCACCCCACAUGCAGCAUCACUCUGUUUACUCCCGUUCUCCGUUCCUACGACAACAGGAGCUCUAUGCCCUGCAGCACCACCACCACCAACAACAACACAGGGCCAUGGAGCACAUACACCGACAACACACACUCUCACAGAGGAAGGCAGAGGAAACCACUAUCACCAUUGAUGACCGUCCUCUCCAUGAGACCUCGAGAACCUCCCGUGCUGCUAAGCUCUUCUCCCACACCCCUCCCUCCAAGACUACCCCUCCCUCACAGGAGCCUAGCAGCCACCAAUCACCCUGCUGCCACUCCCCUUCCAGGAGACCACACCCCCAGAACCUUCUAAACGCCGCCCCCAGCCCUGCGGCUGCAGCCCCGAGAUCCCCAGCUCUAAGCCCCGCGCCCUCACACCUGUCAAAAGUAGUGGAGAGAGGGGAAAGAGGAGAGGGGCAGCCGCCUCAGGAUUACCCACAAUCCUUAGAACCAGAUCUUCCACCAGGUUACACCUAUCCAGAAAUCGCCAUGCGUUACAAGGCUGAUCCUUCCCUAGAGGAGGCUCGAUUUGCUGAACAUGCUGAUCUAGAGGUGGAGCCAACUGAACCCUGCCCUAAGCUCUGCCCACACACCACAAGGAUUGUGGAGAAUGAGGAUGCGGGAAAACAGAAGAAGGAGAACGGCUGCACAGUUGUAGAAUCCAGUGGAGUUGUAGAAAGGGAACAAGAAGGAGCAGAGGUGGAUGGGCAAUCAGUAUCUGAGCCCCCACUAUUUGGAGUGAAGACCCCUGAAAUGGUGCCUUGUCCUGCCCAAGUUUCAAACCCAUCCCCAGCCACAGCUCCAGCUCCAAUCUCUGCAUCUGAGGAUGCCCAGAAAGGAGAGGUCUUUGUGGGCAGCCUGGCUCAGCCAGCUGGCUUGAAAGACUCACAACCAGCAGAGGAGAAGAAAGAGGAGGAGAAGGAGGAAAGCUCAGUAGAGUUGAAAAAUAACCACAUACCAGAUUGUACUGAGGAGGAGAAGGAUGUAGAGGAGAAGAAGGAGAGAGAGAAGAGUAAGGAGGAGGAGGUAGUGGAGAAUGAGGAGAGAGAGAAUAGCAAGGAGGAGGCGGUAGAGGAGAAGGAGGAGAGAGAGAAGAGUAAGGAGGAGGAGGUAGUGGAGAAUGAGGAAAGAGAGAAGAGUAAGGAGCAGAACGUAGAGGAGAAGGAGGAGAGAGAGAAGGGUAAGAAGGAGAACGUAGAGGAGAAGAAGGGGGGUAGGAGGAGUCAGAGUGAAGCCUCUGUGGAGUUACUAAGCAGCCCCCAGAAUUCUCCAACCCCAACCCCACCCCCAGCCCCAGCCUCAGCCCCACCCCCAGCCCCAACCCCACCCCCAGCCCCAACCCCAGCCCCAGCCUCAGCCCCAGCCCCAACCCCACCCCCAGCCCCAACUCCAACCCCAACCCCUGCCCCACCCCCAGCCUCAGCCCCAGCCCCAACCCCAGCCCCAGCCUCAGCCCCACCCUCAGCCCCAACUCCAACCCCAACCCCUGCCCCAACUCCAGCAGCAUCCUCUACCCUCAGUGAUGAUCCCUGCAUUUGGAGUCUGGAGCUUCUCAUCGCUGCGGCGCUGUGUGCCAGCCGGGAUGAACGCUACCCCGCUAUGCUCCCCUCCUCCACCACACCGCUGCCUGCCCCACGCCCACUCCCACACCGAGGCAUGGAGAUACUGGGAGAGUUGGCUGAGCUGGGGAUACUGCAGAGGAACAGGGAGAAGGAGAGAGCAACAGGAGGAGAGGACGUUUUGACCUUUGACCUUUGUAGCCUGGCGACCCUGGCUGCGGCUCGCAGUCUGGAGCUUGGGGAAGGAGUUCCAGGGAGUGGGGAGGGGAAGCACUGUCCCGUCAGGAUGACCUUCAACCUGCGACGGAAAUGCAGCUGGACGCCUCGCCAUGAGCCGGUGUGUCCGGUGAAGGGUGUCAUGGAGACGGUGGAUGGGGCGGAGCUUGCGAUACGAGUCCAGCUAGCGGAGAUCCAGAGACGUUACAAAGAGAAACAGAGAGAACUGACAAAGCUGCAGAGAAAACAUGACCGCCAGAAAGCAGAGACCUCUCAUAGCCCUGCUCGCAGACGACCCGGUCGCCCCCGGAAACGCAAGUCUACCUCCAGUCCCAGCGCCUCAGACGGCCCCAAGAGACUCAGGGCGGAGGAUUAUGAAGCAGAUGGGAGCAGAGAGAAGCGGAGGAAGACGAUGACUAAUCAAGGCUUCCUCACGAGGAGGAGAGGUCGUCCCAGUCUGAGCUCCCGACUAGCACGGAGGGUGACCCAGCUGAAGCAGAAGGUUGUGGCCCAGAGAGGUGCACCAUCAGGGGGCAUGCACCGCCGCAGACGGGACCCCAGACCUGGAGCCCACGCAAACUGCAGAGAGAGUGGCACAGCAGCCGAUACAUCCAGUAACCAGCAGGACUGGGUGCCCAAUCAGGGGCUGAGGAGAAGGAGAGGUCGACCAAGGGUCAAACUGGGCGGACCUUCGACCAGAGUCCUCCGCAGAGGAGGUGUGGCCUCUGUGAAGCAGGAAAUGAACGAGGGGAAGAGCAACAGCGAGUGCUCAGGCCAGGAGGAGGAAGAAGAGAGGCGCUAUGACAGCGACGAAGGACUCAAUGAUGUAAAUACAGCGAUACCAUCCUCCAAAGACACGCCAACAAACUCUGCUGCGACUGGCCCAGCUGCUAAACUCCAAGCCAAUCAGAAAGCCAGGAGCAAGGAGGAGAGGCAAGGUGAUGAUGUGAGCAUGCCCAGUGUGGCACUGAGGAGGAGAGGAGCCCCCUGCAGGCCAGGCCCUGCUACUGUAGAUGGUAGAUGCCCAGAGCUCCAGGAGCCACAAGGGGCUAGGAGAGAACCUGUACCCAGCUGGAGGGUCUCGUUAGUGGGCAACAGCCUCCAGGACAGCAGGGGGGUCCAGGAACCAGUGGCGGAGGCGGAGGCAAAGAGGAAGAUCUCGAGACAAGAAAGCUUUCUGGGAAAGAGGAGAGGCUGCUGGCUGGAGACUGAGACCCAGAGAGAGGACACCACCAGGGCCAGGAGGAGCAGGAAGAAGCAGGCUAAGGGGCGUGCAGUGAGCCGGCUUCUGGAGAGCUUUGCGGCUGAUGAAGGAUUCCGAUUGGACGAGGAGAGCAGCUUCUCUGAGGGGGAGGAGGAAGACAUGGAGCAUACACCUCACACACACAGAGAACCAGCACUGCUUAACUGUGUGUUGAGCAGGGAGAUGCUGGUGGAUGGUCUGAAGGUGUUGAUAUCUAAGGAGGAUGAGCUGCUGUAUGCUGCCCGACUACACACUCUGGACCUGCCUGACAUAUUCCGUGUAGUGAUCGAGGGGGAGAGAGGGAACAGGCCUAGGAUCUACUCUCUAGAACAGAUAUUACAAGAAGCGGUGUUGGACGUGCGGCCACAGACAGAGGCCAUCCUGACUGCUGGGACACGUGUGUGUGCCUACUGGAGCGAACGCUCCCGUUGUCUCUACCCUGGAAACGUCCACAGAGGGGUUCCGGGCGAGGAGGAGAAGGGCAGUGUGAUGGUGGAGUUUGAUGAUGGAGACAGAGGAAGGAUCUCCCUGCCCAACAUACGCCUGCUGCCCAAUGGGUACCAGAUACACUGUGCGGAGCCAUCUCCAGCCCUGCUCUCAACUGGACGUUGUGGUCGCAGAAGCUCCACCCAGGACAGUAGAGACAAGCCCACAGAGGGACCAAACAAUGAAGAGGCAGAAGGAAGGAGCCAGGAGAGGAGACCAGUUGGACGACCAAAGAAGGUCAAGCCAGAGGCCAAUAGUUCAGCCACGACAUCGUCAGAGAGAGUAACCGGGGGCAACACUUCCUCGAUAAGCUGGCCGGCGAAGAGACUUCCAGCGGACUUCUUCCUGUUUAACGGGACAUCCCGUAAAACUCACCGAGUGUGUCGCCAGCGAGACCUGGGGGUGUUCCACCGCCCAGCCACACACCCCCUCACCCCUCCCACACCCCUCAAGUGCAUCUUUAGUUCCCCCUUUGAGGUUGACUCUUUCAGUAGCAUCGCCAACGGUUACGCUGGAGCCUUCAGAAGCGGAACCCACCGGCCUGUUACCACGGUAACGCCCCUGCUAAGUGACUCUGUCGCUAUGACAACGGUACCCUCCAACAGGAAGUCGAGUGACAGGUACAGAAAACAGUUCCUGGUGAAGCUGGACCACGAGGGCGUGACCUCGCCCAAAACAAAGAAUGGGAAAGCUCUGCUGCGUUUGGGGGGCGGCAGGGUGCACAAGGGUCCAUCUGCAGGGGUGGAGAGGGCACCUCUCAGGUACAUCCACCCUGCCUUGGUGGUGAAGAAGGGGGCACCUCUCAGGUAUAUCCACCCUGCCCUGGUGGUGAAAGACAGAAAUAAAGGAGAAAGAAGAGGAGAGAGUGGAAUGUCCAAGUCUGAGCCGCUCCUGAAGGGGGCACCAGCCCUCAGAAAGGGGCUCCCCUCAUCUGGUUUAGUGGGUCUGGGGGGAGAGUUUGGUACUCUGGACUGCCCCAGUGACUGCCCUAGCUCUUACUCUGAGCUGGAUGAAGAUGAUGAUGAUAAUGGAGAUGAAGACGUAGCUCGGAGGAGAGCAGCAGCGGCGGGCACUGGACGUUUCCUCUCACGUCUCUCUGUUUGCUCCUCGUCCUCUUCCUCUUCCUCCUCUUCUGGCUCCCUCUCUUCUUCCUCCCUCUGUUCUUCCGACUCCUCCUACUCCUCUGACGAAGAAGAAUCUUCAUCCCUCCUUCUCCGCCGAGCGCUGCUCCAGCAGCAGAAACACAAACACAAACAGAGCUUGACUUCUAACACUUUAACCCCUGACCCCACCACAAAGCCCAACCCAAGCCCCGCCUCGGCAACACCACACUCCUACGUUGCAAAGGCAGCCAUGUCCGUCACCGGGGAGUCAAAGGUGAGAGGAAGUGAUAGAGGAGAGGACAGGAAGGAGUACACAUCAAAGGGGAGGACCAAUAGUAGCAGCAGUGCAUCCAAAAGCCAAACCAAGAGGAAAGGUGGACCCGUCUCCAACACACACACUCUGUCUCUCAACACACACACUCCGACCCCCAACACACACAACCCGGCCUCCCAGCCCAAACCUCCCAAGGACCACCCAGCACAAAAGAGGCAGAGGAUGUUGUCACCGAUCCCCCAUCCUAAUAUGUCCGCCCUCCUGCCGAGUCGCCAGCUGUGGAAGUGGUCUGGAAAUCCCACACAGAGGCGUGGUCUGAAGGGUAAGGCCCGUAAGUUGUUCUACAAGGCGAUUGUGCGUGGUGGUGAGACGGUGCAUGUGGGGGACUGUGCUGUGUUCCUGUCCCCCGGUCGGCCCCAGCUGCCCUAUGUGGGGCGGGUGGAGAGCCUCUGGGAGUCCUGGUCCUCCAGCAUGGUGGUCAGGGUCAAGUGGUUCUACCAUCCCGAGGAGACGAGCCUGGGGAAGAGGCAACAUGACGGAAAGCAUGCUUUGUACCAGUCGAGCCAUGAGGAUGAGAACGAUGUCCAGACCAUCUCCCACCGCUGCCAGGUGCUCAGUCGCACCGAUUACGAGCACCUGAUUCGCAGACGAAAGCCAGGGGGUGGGGCCCAGGAUCUGUUUUACCUGGCAGGGACCUACGAGCCAACCACAGGCCAGCUGGUUAGCGCCGAGGGCGUGGCCAUCGUCCCCUAGCAACAACUAUUGAGUGUAAACAAAACAAAGCCUUAAAGAUGCUAGCCUCAUCUCUCCUGGAUGAAUCCAGCUACUGGUGCUGGUGUCAGUGAAGCAUGGUUCUGUCCAAAUCUAGAAGAGUUUGGAAACGAGGACCUUCCUUGGUUCUAGUUCCUGCUGGUUCUGGAUCUUGGAUCUGGGUCCUAUCUGGGUGUGGACGAUCCCAACCCAAAAAGGGAUAACAGCACUUUGGACCGCAGCACUGAAGUCAUCUGAUCUAAUGUGAUCUGAAGAGGGACUACAGUACUCUACUGACCUUCUGAAACUGACAGACAGUGUCCUUCCUAGCUACGUCUUGUCUCCAAGAGUUGUUUUACUGUCUGUCACAGAGUCAAAAACUGUCAUAGACUGACUCUCUGGCAGUUUGUCAGACUGUCAUAGACUGACUCUCUGGCAGUUUGUCAGACUGUCAUAGACUGACUCUCUGGCAGUUUGUCAGACUGUCAUAGACUGACUCUCUGGCAGUUUGUCAGAGAGACUCCUGUGACUCUUACUAGGUUGUUGCUGUAAGUGAGAAUGUGAUGUGUUCACUUCUCAGUCUAGAGACCUGGUUAAAUAAGGGUUAUAUAGAAGACAUAAAAUAGAGACUGGGAAAGAGAGAGAGAGAGAGAGAGAGAGCGACUACACUGGUGGCUACACUGCUCUGAUGAUAAAUGAAUGACGGCAGGAUUGAGAAAUCCCAAAAGGACCAAAAACACUGUAGUUCUGAAGUGUGUGUGUGAGAGAGAGUAUGUGCUGAGUGGUUGUAAUGGAUGCAUUUGGUCCUUGAACAGCUGAGAGUAAAUAGUGCUUUAGUGCAUUUGCGGUGUGUUUGCGUGUGUGUGUUUGCGUGUGUGUGCGUGUGUUGGUCUCUUGUCUAGACCUCACCAUGGAAACCCUAGAGGUCUUUAACACUCAAAAAGUAAACCUACUAAACCUAAAUCUAUGAAGAUUCAUAUAUCAAUGGAUUUACUAACCGCUUCUUCUCUAGACAGAAAACAAGACAAAAAGGAAUGAUUAUUUCUACAGUCAAGCCAUACACUUCAAUACCUCUCAUAUCCUUCUAUUCAGGUACAGCUGAAUGAUUUGUCUAUUUCUGUGUGUUGUACAGCAUUAUGUAUAAAGACUUUAAUAUUCAACUGGACAUAGUAUACAUAUAUAAUAUACAUGAAGAGAGAACUAUAUUCCUCUUUGUUGGUCUUUACGUUGUUAUUUUUUCAAUGACUGUUGAAUAGUUAUUUUGGCUUAGAGGGAGGAGCUUUAAGACUUCUUCUCUUUCUGCACUGAGUACGUUGUGGAGAUGGGAUGGGGUCCAUGAGGGGUAAAGCUGUAAAUAUGCGACGGGAUGGGUUCAAGUCCCAUUUUGGGGGUUAGUUGUGGAUUUAGUGACCGGGGAUGUUUUUAUAAGAUAAGUGGAAAAUGAUUUUUUUGUUCACAUCAUCAUUGGUCUGGUUUUGUAUAUUGUUCUUCUAGGUUUUAUUGUCUAUAAUAAUGUUGCUUAUUCUCCUGUGGGGGUUUCAAAUGUAGAUUUCUUUGUUUUUAGAAAUACUGGAAAGAGUUUUUUCUAUUCGCUGAUCCUUAAAGGUCCAGACUAGAGAGUUCUAGAUGUUCUAUAUCUAUAUAUUCCUAGAGGAAAUCUAUUUCUAUUUAUCUGGCCUAAAAAAAUACUAAACCAAAGCGCAUCUAUGUUUCGUUUCAUCACAUUAGAAUGCAAUAUGAAGAAAUAUAAAAAUAUGAAAUAUUCAAUAAAAUCUGAAUUCGGAGAUCCCUGCAAUCAUAUUCAAGUAGCUCACCUGGGUUUCCCUCCUACCUGUUGGCAUAGGACAUGGCUUAACAUUCACCAUCAUGUUGCCAUGGGAACACAGCAACUUUAUCUUCCUGCACGUAGCUUGACUGUUGCACUUGAAGGCUCCAUGACAACCAUAUGGCAUCUCAUGACUGUGAAGGACAAUCAAAGCCAAUCAAAAGAGGGGAAUGUCUAAAAAAAAAUGAUUAAGGAUCCAAUCAAAAUUGUGCUUAAUCUUUUCACUUUUCUUCCUGCUUUGCCAAAAAAUGUGUCUUUCUGUUUUUAUUUUUAUUUCACCUUCCACCCUUUCCUGCCAGUUAUAUAUGCCUGGGAUGACUGUUUCCAGUGUUGGGGUUUUCACAAGGAGAACAUGAAUGCCUUUUCAUAUGAGACGUACAUGAGCUGACUUUUUUGAACAACAUUGUUGCUGUAACACUAUGACGCAAAAGCUUAAAAUAAAUCUAAUGUGAACAUCCAUGUUAUAUUACUUUUUGUAGGUCUUUAAACAAUAUUUUAAAAGCUGUAUUUUCUUAAAGAAACACUGGAUUCAGUUCUAAACAUCACAUUGGGUGAAGUGACAUCAUCUUUGCGCAACCUGUUUUGAGACCAACUGGAAACAACUUACUUUGUAGGUUUGGUAUAUAGUUUGUGACAAUUGUCUCAGUCAUUGUUGGAAAUAUGACUAAAAUAUUUCCCCUGUGUAAAAAACAAAGUUAUUUAUCUUAAUUUUAUUGCCUUUCUGUUGCAUUUAAUUAAUAAAAAAAAUGCUCAAAAUGCUCAAA